Molecule: messenger RNA, 2820 nt
Organism: Plasmodium relictum
Lineage: Eukaryota; Apicomplexa; Aconoidasida; Haemosporida; Plasmodiidae
Source: the annotation of a RefSeq genome assembly
GUGCCCUCAAAUACAUCCACAAGUGUAUCAAAAGUUAAUGCAUCAUUGACCCAAUUUACAACUGCACCUAAAACUACACCUACAUAUACAAAUUCACCUACAAUCACAACUACAUUUACACCUUCAACUGCAUUAAAUGCUACUUUUCAUAAUAAAAGUUAUGAGAAUAUAUCUUUAGGUACUCCUAUAAAAAGUUCAUCUACAGCAACUAAAUCUAUAAUUAUUCCUCUUUCAGCUACCUUGGGAUCACUUUUGGGAAUUCUUCUUCUUUUUAUAUUUGUGUAUAGAGUAAGACAAAAUAGUCGUAUAAUUGCAUAUAUAUAUCUGUAUUUAAUUUAAUUAUUAAUUUUGAUUAAAAUUAUUAAAAUAAAAGAGAUAUAUUUUAUAAAUUUAAUAUUUUCUAUUUAUAUAAUAUUCACUCCCAUUGGCUCUUGGCUUGGUAAUCGUAGAUCAAAGAAAAAAAAAACACAGAGAAAAAAGAAGCAAGUACAGAUAGAUAAUGAAUCAAUAUUUGUAGGAUUUUCCGAUAAAGAAUCAGAGAUCAAUAUGAAAAACUUUCCAAUAUGUAAUGAGAAAAACAGUUCCACAUGCGAAAUUGCAUUGGAAAAUGAAAAUAAUGAAAGAAAUAUGGAAACAAAAAGUAAUAUUGCAGAAAGAAGGAAAAAGUGGGAAUUGAAUAGAAGAGAAUUUCUAAAAAUUUGUUUGGAAGAAUUUAAAGAAGAAGGCAUAUAUUCGGAUGUAAUUAAUAGACACUUAAUUAUGGAAGGAGAUCAAGAAAAAAUUGCUAGUAUUUUUUUAGAACAAAGGCCACUAUGGAAAAUAUGGAUGGAAAGGAACAAUAAAUUGAUAGAGAAAUGGAAAAAGGAGCAGUGGUUUAAAAAUUUAAAGAAAGAAUGGAAAAAAGAGGUAAAUAAAUAUAUAACAUUGAUAGAAAAAGAAGAGAUGAUGAAAAACAAAAAAAAAGGAGCAAUUAACCCCAUGCUAGAGAAACAAAAAAUAAUAUGGAAGAAAUGGAUACAAAAGCAAAAUAAGUUGCAUACUUUUGAUGACGAAGAAUUGUUAAAACAAUUGUUAGUAGAAUAUGAAACAGAAGAAAAAAUGAAAAAAAAUGUGGAAACAAUAGAUAGAGAAAAAAUAAUAGAUAUAGAGAAGGACAAAGCAUUUAAGGAUUCAAACAAAAAUGAAUUAGUAUCAAGAUUAAAGAUAGAGAUACACAUGAUGGUAUUAGACGAAUGCAAAAAAGAGGAAUGGAUAAGGAACAAUAAAGAAUUUUUUAAAACAUGCAUAGGAGAAUUAAAAUUACAGGAUAAUUCCGAUGAAAAAGAACUUUUAGAAGUGGAAGAAGAAAUAAUGAAAAGCGAAGUAAAUAAAGAAAUCUUAUUAGGAGUUAAUGAAGAAAGAAUUAAAAAUCCCAUGUUACAAAAGCAAAAGAUUAUAUGGAAGAAACAUUGGGAAGAGAUACGUAAAAAGCUAGAGGAUGAAAAUAAGAAAGAGUGCUUUAUAAAAUUGAUGGAAGAAUUAAAGAAAAAAGAAACCAAUAUAAAAGAAAUAGAUAAAAUUAAUAAAGCAGAACAAAAUAUAAAAGAAGAUGAAAUUGAAGAGGAAAAAAAAAAAGAAAAAAAAAUGAAACAUAUGGAAGGAAAGAUAGAAGUAAGAAAAAAGAGUAAUUAUAUGACAUUAAGAAGGAAGCCGAAGAGAAAAACUAUAAUAGAAAUACAUAUGAUGAUAAUGCAGGAUUGUAAAAAAGAGGAGUGGGAAUUAAAUAGAGUAGAAUUUUUAGAAAUCUGCUUGAAUGAAUGGUUAAAAAACGAGGAAAUAAUUGAAAAUAUAAUGGACAAAGAAGUCAUAUUAAGAAAAGAAAAAGAAAAAAGUAAUGUAGAAUUAGAAAAGCAGAAGAUGCUAUCAAAGAAAUGGACAGAAAGAAAAAUAAGGCUAUUGGAAAAAUGGGAAAAGGAAGAAUGGUUUAAAAAUUUGAAAGAAGAAUGGAGAAAGGAGGAAAAUAUGUAUGCAGAAACAAAAGAUAAAUUAGAAGUCAUGGAUAGACAAGAUAAAAUAGAGAAUGAUCCCAUAUUAGAGAAGAGAAAAGAAAUAUGGAAGAAAUGGUUACAGAGACAGAGGGAGACAUUUAUGGAUUAUUAUAGGGAGGGAUGGUUUAAAAAAUUGUUAGAAGAAUACGAAAAGGAAGAACAUGAAUUUAUAAAAGAUGAAAACGGGAAGAAUGUAGAAGGAAAAAAAAAAAACUUAGAAAUUGAGAUAAGAGAAGUAGCAAUAGUAGGCAUAAGGAAAGAUGUAAAUGAGAAGAUAAAAAAAGAAAGAUUAAUAUCUAAUAUGUGUGCAGAGAUACAUAUGAUGGUAUUAGACCAGUGUAAAAAGGAAGAGAUAGAGUCCAUGACAGAUGAGUUUCUUAAAUCAUACAUAGAACAAAAGAAAAAGCAUGAAGGAUUUCUUGAACAAGAAAUGGGAAAUAAGAAAAUAGAUGAAUUAGAAAAAGAAAGAGAAAUGAAUAUUAUGAUAGAGAAGAAUAAAGAAAAAUGGGAGUGUUGGAAAAAAGAGGAGUGGUUUCAGGAGUUGAAGUUGAAUUGGAAAAAGGAAAUGAUACAUAUGAAAGAAAUAACAGAUAAUAUAAGAGAAAAAGUAAUAAAUCCAAUGCUGGAAACACAAAUAAUUGAGAAACAGUGGCAAGAGAGGCAAAGGAAUAUUUUAAAGAAAUGGAAUAAACAAAAUAAAAAUGAAAGGUCUAUGAAGAACAAAGAUGAAGAAACAAUAAAAGACAAAAAUGAUGAAAACGAUUUAAAAAAAUGGGAUAUUACAAUAUUAUAA